Strongylus vulgaris is the source of this 210-nucleotide messenger RNA. NCBI's taxonomy places the organism in Eukaryota, Metazoa, Nematoda, Chromadorea, Rhabditida, Strongylidae. The record is from the annotation of a GenBank genome assembly.
AUGAAGUUGGUUCGUUUUCUGAUGAAGCUGAUCCAUGAAUCAGUAACCAUUGAAUUGAAAAAUGGAACGUUGGUGCAGGGUGGAAUCAUUGGCGUAGAUGUAGCUAUGAAUAUGCACCUUCGCUCUGUGAAGAUGGCUUUGAAGAAUAAGGACCCUAUCAAUCUUGACUCGCUUUCCAUUCGUGGUAAGUUAGAUAUCACUGAUAUAUAA